GUUUGCAUAGGGAGACUUAACACUGUGUAGGCUUGUGCAAGUGAUAUUCUACCAGGUCUGAAAUGAAGCACCCAAGUGGUCGGUCAUUGAAGUAUCUUGACGUCAGCAUUUAUGCACGUGAUCAUAGUGUUUUUGAAAUUUUGUGCCUGCCUGUAGAAAUAUCUUUUCCCUACCCUUGAUUUAUACAGCCCUUUAUCCAUCCAUCCAUCCAUCCACAUAAUUUGCCAUGGGAGCCUACAAAUAUCUCGAAGAACUCUACAAGAAGAAGCAAUCUGACGUUUUCCGUUUCUUGCUUCGUGUCCGAUGCUGGGAAUACAGACAAUUGAAUGUGAUCCAUCGUGCCUCGCGUCCUUCUCGUCCUGAUAAGGCUCGUCGCUUGGGUUAUAAGGCUAAGCAAGGCUAUGUUAUCUACCGUAUCCGCGUUCGUCGUGGUAACCGUAAGAGAACUGCUCCCAAGGGCGCUACUUUCGGUAAGCCCGUUAACCAGGGUAUCAACCACCUCAAGUACCAGCGCUCAUUGCAAGCCACCGCUGAAGAGCGUGUCGGCCGCAAGUGCGCUAACUUGAGAGUCCUUAACUCAUACUGGGUUAACCAGGAUGCUACCUACAAGUACUUCGAAGUCAUUCUUGUUGAUCCCCAGCACAAGGCUAUCCGUCGUGAUGCUCGCAUCAACUGGAUCGUCAACCCUGUUCACAAGCACCGUGAAGCUCGCGGUCUUACUGCCAUUGGCAAGAAGAACCGUGGUCACGGAAAGGGACAUGGUUUCAACAAGACCAUUGGCUCUGGCCGUCGUGCCAACUGGAAGCGAAGAAACACCUUGUCUCUUCGUCGUUACCGUUAAAUUUGUUUGUAAUCUUUUUAGUUGCAUGUAUUAUAUAAAAAAGUUUGAGUUUAUAUUUUAGCAAUUAUUCCUUGUGUUGGUU
Umbelopsis ramanniana AG is the source of this 923-nucleotide messenger RNA. RefSeq lists its product as uncharacterized. Gene Ontology annotation, biological process: cytoplasmic translation. Gene Ontology annotation, cellular component: cytosolic large ribosomal subunit; ribosome. The transcript is spliced from 4 exons. The record is from RefSeq and is a predicted model, not a curated record. Gene Ontology annotation, molecular function: structural constituent of ribosome; RNA binding. NCBI's taxonomy places the organism in Eukaryota, Fungi, Mucoromycota, Umbelopsidomycetes, Umbelopsidales, Umbelopsidaceae. The coding region runs from base 227 to 841 and encodes 204 amino acids.